Messenger RNA from Venturia canescens, 1724 nucleotides. RefSeq lists its product as uncharacterized. The record is from RefSeq and is a predicted model, not a curated record. Lineage: Eukaryota; Metazoa; Arthropoda; Insecta; Hymenoptera; Ichneumonidae. The transcript is spliced from 4 exons. Bases 384 to 1316 code for a protein of 310 amino acids. Gene Ontology annotation, cellular component: membrane.
GUUCUCGUGUUUGUAAUCUCUAAUUUCGUGCUUAUUUGCGUGCUUGCAUGUGUCAACGAUGUAAUUCACGAAUUCUUUUGAUAUUUCGUUGGCAGUCAAAGAAUUUGCGUUUGUUACACACUCGACGAAGAGCUUGUGCACGGAAAAUAUAAUUGUGCUAUUUCCGAUGGAAUAACAGUUGAAAUUUACCACACUACUCUGCACGAGCGUGAAUGAACUUCGUUCAAUGUGCCAUCAUCGAUAAUUUCGUAAACGAAGCAAGAAAGGGAAAAACCAAUGUGAUAUCCAUCAGAGUUUGAAACAAUACUUCAAAUGACGACUCAGUACAGUUAAAUUAAUGAUUAAUUUAUACGUAAACGAACGCUUACAUACGCAACGGCAAAAUGCUGUUAACAACCUUCGACCGAGUGCGGGAAAGGUCACGUCAUUGGGAACGUUCAAUCGGUGCCGGUGCCAAUGGUACGCUACUAUGUAGAGUUGUUAAAUGCAGCAUCCUCAUGUUCCUCCUGUUGGGACACUCUUCCUCACAUAUUCUCGACGAAUCUUCGCCUAACGACUUCGUCGAACGUUGCCGGCGAGAUUGCAUCGUGAAAAAAAAUGUUAUCGUAUGUGGGAAAUACAGGGUGGUGCGGUGGCUCAACGAAGUCGUCAGGCAAAAGGAGAUAAGUUACGGACCCUUCAGGGUUAUAAGGAUACCGUCAACGAACACGGUUCCAAUAUUGCCCGAAUUCCCGAAGCCUCGUGAUCUCAAAUUCGGAGUUGGCGAAACGCUCAAAUUCGUUAGAGACAUCGCCGAAGAUGUGGUGACGAGACGUGCAUUGGUGUAUACGUACGAUCAGCCGGUAGGCGCAAGAGCCCUCGCAUCUGGCCCGAUGAUACUCGACGAGGACGAGAUGCUUGAUAUGCAAAGAGGGAAACCAGAUGACUGGCGCUUGUUCAAGAAGAAAAAGAACUUAAUAUUUCCGAUCCUCAUACUGUUGAACCUCGUGAAACUGAAGCUGUUAUUACUGCCGAUACUGCUCGGUGUGCAUUUCAUCAAGAAGCUCAUAGUUAUCGGUGGUCUUUUCCUACCAUCCAUCCUCAAGCAUCUUAAGAUCUGUAAAGUCCCGUAUCAAAUGCCGCACAAUUAUCCCUUUCACACUUGGGCUACAGCGGCUGAAACUCCUGUUGAUUAUCCGACGGGAUACGCGCAAGACGAGCCACCAGGAUGGGGUCACAGGAACGACCUCGUGGCUGGUUUGGGCUACGGCGGGGCAGGAUAUCACGGUUAUGGACCCUAUUCAGCUUAUUACGGAAAUCACAGACAACGGCGGUGAUGAAUCAAUUCGAGAAAACCGCUGCUCAAUAUUAACUACGGAAAUAAUGGUUGGAAAUGGCUUUACUGCUUUGCGCAGUGUCGAAUAUUUCGCCUUUGAAAAACUCGGGUCGACGGUUUAUAUGGUGCGAAUAAAAGGACGGAAAAGUGGUCUGGGGGAAUUUGAAUCUCGAUGCUUCAUUGAUCGUUAUUUAUUGCCUGGAAUCCAUCCUGGCUCCCUAUCAGUUCGUUACUUUGCUCAUUAAGAUUAGAACUAUAGAAUAUUGGAGAUAUUCGAAUGAUGUUUUUGACGAAAAAAUGGUUUUGUAAAGAAAAAAAGAUAAAGUCGAUUCGAAAUGGCGAAAGUGGGUGAAUUGAGGAAAAAAUGUUUAGAAAAAAACUCAGAAAAUAUUUCAAUGAAAAGAUUUCA